AUGGAAUUGGGUUUGAGUUUAGGCAACACACCCAAGCCCUUAUCUUUCCCCACAAACAAUGCUUCUUCGCUAAGACCUUCCUCAGAUCCACCCAUUCAGCUCCACCUUCUUCCUUCAACACCUGUUCUUCCUUCUUCACACCUUCCCAUUCCAUGGCUCUCCCGUGCACUAGGCAUGGAACGUGUGGCAUCGGAGAUUCCGGUGAGGGCCGUGGACGACACCGACGACGGUGCUGCAGUUUCGUCCCCCACCAGUGCAGUCUCGUCUUUUAGGAUGGAUUUUUGGAGCAGAAAGUCUUGUGACGGUGCCAGCGACUACAACGAAAAUGGGUCAACAAGGAAGAAACUCAGACUCUCCAAAACACAAUCAGCUUUUCUCGAAGACAGCUUCAAAGAACACACCACUCUCAAUCCCAAACAAAAACUUGCCCUUGCGAAAGAGCUCAAUCUCCGUCCCCGUCAAGUGGAGGUGUGGUUUCAGAACAGAAGGGCAAGAACAAAGUUGAAGCAGACAGAGGUUGAUUGUGAGUACUUGAAGAGGUGUUGUGAGAGUCUGACAGAAGAGAAUAGGAGGUUGCAGAAGGAACUGCAAGAACUGAGGGCUUUCAAAACUUGCCAACCGUUUUUCAUGCAGCUUCCGGCCACCACCCUCACCAUGUGUCCCUCCUGUGAACGCGUCGCCACCAACACUAACACCCCCGGCGCCGCCGCCACCAAUGAUAAUAGUGUUUCUCAAAUCUCUGCCUUGGAGAAGCCCAGAUCAUUGCCCUGA
Molecule: messenger RNA, 771 nt
Organism: Sphenostylis stenocarpa
Lineage: Eukaryota; Viridiplantae; Streptophyta; Magnoliopsida; Fabales; Fabaceae
Source: the annotation of a GenBank genome assembly